This is a messenger RNA of Thyridium curvatum, 2289 nucleotides long. RefSeq lists its product as uncharacterized. The transcript has a single exon. NCBI's taxonomy places the organism in Eukaryota, Fungi, Ascomycota, Sordariomycetes, Thyridiales, Thyridiaceae. The record is from RefSeq and is a predicted model, not a curated record. The coding region runs from base 1 to 2289 and encodes 762 amino acids.
AUGGCAACACACCCAACCGCAUUCUACUGCCUCUGGCAGGAAGAACGCAUCCGUGAGAAGCUCUUCCAGCUCCUCCCCAGAGAAGACAUCUGCUCCGUCAGAUUGGCAAACUCGGCAUGUUGCAACCUCGUUACCAAGCGCCUCUUCCUACGAACCCACCUGAACUUCACAUCAAACACCUUCACCAAGACCAGCAGGAUCCAGGCCCUCUCCCGGAUCGGCCACCAUAUAGAACACCUUACCUUUUACUUUGCGCACUCCGAGGCCACCUUUCUUCCCCCUCUCAUCCACCCGCUGACGGGCCGUGAGAUCAGCUUCCUGUACACCCCUCACACAUCCAUGGGUUCGGUACUAGCGAGGCCCAAGUACGGAAACUCAGAGCUGGGAGACAUCCUCACACAGCAAUAUCCCCCGCUGUUCCAUGCCGCCACCAAUGUCCCUUCUUUCAUCAACGCCAUGAAGCACAUGCCCAACAUGAGGCAUCUUACCAUCAGAUGCCCAGGCCAGCAACCCCAAGAGCGGUACAGAAGAGACGUUGUCGACUAUGCCCUCAUCAGCUUGCGCAUCUCACUGGAGCGUACCCCGUUGCACAAGCUCAGCAAGCUCUCCCUCGCCGGCGUGCAUCCCUCAUCCUUCAACUACCUGCGUCAUGUACCUGGUUUCGGAUGCAUGCCCUCUGCAGGGAAGAGAUGGAGACAGAUCCGCAAGCUGUACAUUGCGGUUGACUCCUGGGACUUUUACGGACCAUCCCCGGGCCUGGAUCACCUCAAGAUUAUAGACGACUACGUCCGCAACUUCGCACCCAACCUGGAGAAGCUCUCUUUCACGUGGCUAGGCCGCAAGGGUCCUUGCCCGCUGGCCCUUUCUUCGGAUCCUCUGUUUGCGCCGCCUCGCAGCUCAAAGAAGCUCUUCAACGAGGUCACCAGCCCCAUGAGCCCACUGCCCCCGGCACCAGCAAGGGCGCCAAUCCACUUCCCUAGGCUCAGGUACCUCACCGUGCGCAACGCCACAAUGAACGCGCCGCAGCUGAGGACCCUCGUCGCCACUCAUCAGGCGACGGUCAGGGAGUUUGACUUUGAGAACGUCGCGCUCAUCAGCGGCGGCAGCUGGGACGACGCACUGGCGCCGCUCAUGGACCAGAACAAUGACCACGCUAGUGACGUCUGGUCACGGCACUCCAUCGGCGGCACCGCGUCCGAGGCGGGCAGCAUCCGGCCGACCACAUCCUCAAGUGAAGAGCCCGAGUUGCCCUCGCCAUCUGCAGCGGUGGCUGCUGCUUCUAGGGAGCUCCUGGACCUCGAUGUCGAGGGUCUAGAGUCCUUCCUCGGCCUCAGCGGCUCGCCUACCUUGAUGACUGCUGACCGGUUUUACGAGGAUGAGGAGGAUAGCGGUCUGGCAUCGGACAUCGCAGCCGCCAAGGAAGCCAGUACCUCGUUCAGCACCAAGCUCAAGAAGAAGCGCAUCCGGCGCAGGAAGAAGCACCGUAGGGACGACCGCGAGGGUGGCUCCGACGACGAGCACCGGUCCCGCCACCGGCACAAGCAUUCCAACUCGUCCGGCGACGACCACCAUCGCCGCCAGCGUUCGCGCUCCGCCCAUCACGGCAAGCACCACCGCCGGCACCGCAAGGCUGCGUCGGCAGAGACGUUGCCCAGCGCACCCGCGGCGGCCUCGCAGCAGCACUCGCCGCCCCACCGCUUCGCGCACCUCACGCCCCCCUCGCACAUCACCAUACCCUUGCCGCCCGAGGAGGAGGGCGAAGACGACGUCCUGCUCCGCACGCCGACGCCGGCGCCGCUCAACAUCUCGGCGCCCGUGCAGAACACGGACCCGCUCCCCGUGCUCCUGCAGCCGACGACAUACGAUCCGUCCUCCUCGGCGGCGGCGGCGGCGGCGACGGCGCAGCUAGACGACGGGCUGUCGGCGGUGCAGCGCAACAUCGAGAUGGAGGAGGCGCACCGGCGGCUGGCCGAGGACGCCGAGGCGCGCACGUCGGCGCUCAAGAGGGCCAAGGAGGCGGUGCUGAUGAAGCUGGGCCGCGACUUCCAGCGCAAGAUGGGCGCGGAGCACCACCACCACCAUACCGCCGCCGUGCCUUACGGGCGGUGCGCGUCGCCGGACAUCGGCCGGAGCAACAGUGGCUCCAGCGGGGCGCACCCGUGGACGAUGAGGAGGCGGCUGUUCGGGGAGGCGCUCGGGGUGCUGGGCGGCGGCGGGGGCCACGACGACAGGCGGCCGAGCAUGGAGAGUAACUCUGCGCUUGUGCCGUUGAUGUUUAGCCGUGCUUGA